Molecule: messenger RNA, 771 nt
Organism: Andrographis paniculata
Lineage: Eukaryota; Viridiplantae; Streptophyta; Magnoliopsida; Lamiales; Acanthaceae
Product: protein terminal ear1-like
Exons: 4
Coding region: 1-771 (256 amino acids)
Molecular function (GO): nucleic acid binding
Source: RefSeq, a predicted model, not a curated record
AUGUCUAAGCUCAACCCAAACGCCCCCGACUUUCAACCCAAUCGCCCGCCGCAAACCGCCUCACCUCAUCCAUUCCCACUCCUGCCGCCGGUAAUGUUCCAUCUUCAGAUCUUUCAUGGUUUCUACUACAAUCCAAAUCAGCAGCGAGCGUGGAGCCAAGAGAAUAUUGGUGGGCGAUACAUACAGAGAUCGACGUCCAGGCAUCAGGUUAUGCCUCUGGACGUGGAUCCGCAUGCCACAACUGUCGUGAUGAAGAACAUUCCUUACGAUUGCAAGCGCAGCGAAAUAAUUGAUGUUUUGGAUGGAUUCUGUCUGAAAGAGAACAGCCGCCCAAAAAAGGAGGGUUCUUCGCAAAGCCCCGAGGAGGAGGAGGAACCUUUGAUUUGUGCAUAUGAUUAUGUAUAUGAGCCCUUCGAUUUCAAGACCAAAAAGGGAAGAGGCUUCGCCUUCGUUAACUUCACCAACGCCGCGACUGUGAAGAAAUUCAGCAGCUCCUUUCAGGGCAAGUUCUGGAGCAAUGGCCGUGGAAACAACUGGGAGAGGCCAAUCGUGAUCGCCAAAGCGAAAGUUCAGGGGAAGGAAGCAUUGGUGGAGAAGGCGUCGCCAUCGUUGUACGACUGCGAUUCCGACGAGUUCCUGCCAGUGACGUUCGAGCCGGCGAGGGACGGGUCGGGGAAUCCGGUGGAGAUGACGGUGGUGGGGAACCGGAGGAGUAGUAGUGGCGUAGGUAGCUCGUCAUCAUCUGGAACUUGCGCGAUCUCCCACAACUGA